UAAAUAAACGUGUGUUUUUUUACAGUAAACAAAGUGGUUGCACUUUUAAAUAUUUUCUUUUACAUAUGUUACUAUUAUUUUGAGCACAGCGGUAUGUGAUGGCCAGAUGCUGCGGCGCAUUUGUUGUUGUCGGCGUGACGUAACAACCGGCGACGCAAUAACAUGAUAUAGAAUUUACUUAUGGCUCGGAAGUCAAUUGAUUUUAAUUGUCGCUGCCGUUUAAGGUGGAAAAUAAAUAUUGAUUAUGCCCAAAAGAGUUGUGCUGGCAACAAAUCGAUAAGAGCCUCGCUGAAAACAGCGAUCAAUCGGUUUUGAGCGUUCAACACGUGUGUAGGGUGUCUGGAGAACUGGACAACUGAAUCCACCUGUGUGUUUCUGAUUGUUGGUAUAUGACGUUUAAAAGAAGUGAUAAAUUUAGAUUGGCUUUGUGAAGAGAUAAGAUUGAGCAGACGAAAGCAACAAAACCAUGGCCUGAUACACCAGAUAACCCGUGAAUCUAGACAAUAUAUUGCGCUCCGCCAGUUCAGAUGCAGAAAUCCCACUAAAGGCAUAUAUUUUAGCGCUCUUCGAAGAGCUUCGUAACGUUGUGUUGCGUUACGUUACGCGUUACGUCAGGCCGUUACACAAUUUUAAAGAUGAAGGAGUGGUUGAAGAUUUCCUGCCUUCUUUGCGUUUUCGGUUUUAUCCGAGAGAUUCGUCCAUCAGAGCCCUACGUCACGGAAUUUCUGCUGGGUCCAUGGCGAAAUAUAACAAAUGAACAGCUAACGCAAGAUGUAUAUCCAGUUGGCACAUAUUCUCACCUGGUGCAGUUGGUCUUUGUUUUCCUCAUAACUGAUUUUCUAAGAUAUAAGCCCCUAAUCAUAACUAUUGGGGCAGCUGGUGUGAUAAUAUGGAGCAUGCUGAUCUGGACCACUAGUCUGCUGUCGCUGCAGAUAUUGGAAUUCUUUUAUGGAACGUAUAUGGCCGCCGAGGUUGCCUACUAUACGUAUAUUUAUGCCAAAGUGGACAAGAAGUACUAUCCCAAGGUCACCUCCCACACCCGAGCAGCCAUGUUUGCUGGCAAACUGGUUUCCGGGAUCACAUCGCAGCUGAUGAUCUAUUUCGAGCUGAUGGACUACAAAGAACUCAACUAUAUUACGCUGGCAACUCAAAUAAUUGCUAUGCUUUGGGCUUUCGGUCUUCCCAAAGUCGACAAAAGCCUUUACUUCCAUCAAGUGCAGUUGCCCAUUACGGAUCAGCAGUCUCAUAUAAACGACCUACAGGUUGUCGUUUCGCCGGGAGAACAGGAUAGUACCCCCAAGAAGCCUCGAGCGCUGGAUCUUCUGUGGCUGCAUUUCCGCAACGCCUACACCAAUCCGCGGGUCAUACAGUGGAGUCUGUGGUAUUCCAUAGGCUUGGCUGGUUACCUGCAGGUCACUUACUACAUGCAGGUUCUGUGGAAAGAGAUCGAACCAGAGCCGAAAAUGGCCUGGAACGGAGCAGUGGACGCUGUUCUGACAGCUCUGGCUGCCCUGUGUGCCUUGGCUGCUGGCUAUCUGCACACGGGACGACUCAGACCGCGAGCAUCUCUUCUGAUCCUGGCAUUUUUGUCCGCUGCCGAGGGUGGUUGUGUGCUUAUCUGCUGCUGGACGAACGACAUCUACUGGUCGUACGCAGGAUUCGUACUGUUCGGCGCUUUAUUUGGAUUCGCCAUCACGGUGGCCAGUGCUGAAGUGGCUCGAAAUCUUCAGGAAGACAGCUUUGGCUUGGUGUUUGGCAUUAACACCUUGCUAGCCCUCGUAUUCCAAUCGCUCUUAACCAUAAUCUUUGUCACUGGAACUGGCUUUGAACUUGAUUCAGUGGGCCAAUACACGGCUUACGCUUUUUAUUUCAUUGCCGUGGGCUUGCUGUAUCUGAUAUCCGUGCUGGUUGAAUGCCUCUGGUUCCGCGACAAAGAUAGUGAGAAACUGGAGAAUUCUCUGGAUUGAUGACAGGUGCAUUUAUAAAGUACUUAUUGUCACCAGUUGACAGGCUCAAAUUUGUUACUUAAGAAAAAAACUGUUCCUACGGGGCGAAUACUGCUUGGUGGUAUUUCAGUGAUUGUUGAUUGUAUUCUCAGAAUAGUUAAGUCAUCUUCAAAUCUGCAAACUGUUGCUGAGUUCUAAGUAUUUAGUGCAGAUUUCCAUUUAUAGAGCGCACAAUCAGUCUCAAGUGUGGCGGAAUAAAGAUACGGUGCUUUUGUAGAA
Drosophila ficusphila is the source of this 2225-nucleotide messenger RNA. Its product is annotated as thiamine transporter 1. The transcript has 7 exons. The record is from RefSeq and is a predicted model, not a curated record. Lineage: Eukaryota; Metazoa; Arthropoda; Insecta; Diptera; Drosophilidae. Bases 636 to 1967 code for a protein of 443 amino acids. Gene Ontology annotation, cellular component: plasma membrane. Gene Ontology annotation, molecular function: vitamin transmembrane transporter activity. Gene Ontology annotation, biological process: vitamin transport; transmembrane transport.